AUGUUAAGCGGUGCUGUCAAUAUGGAACUGAAUAAUGUUGUGAGCAACAAAAGUUCCGUAUACCUUGCACUGUCGUUCCGUAGGCUAUGUUUGGCAACAGUUAGCUUACCACUUGUAUCGCUGUUGUUCUGUUUCAUCACAGCAUAUAUAUUUCAACAGGAUGAUAUCCAUGAAACUCAUUGUAGGGUCUAUAAUAUUCUUCCAUCGAUCUCAGCCAUUACUGGAGUAUCUCCACAGAGAUAUCUAUGGCGUAUCAGUAUAGCAUUACAUAUUGGUCCUAGACUGGUCAUCGCCAGUGUUUAUCAUUCAUAUUAUUACAAGAUACUUAAGAAUAUUGAAGAUGUGCCUCUACAAAUUACAGGGAGCAGACUCCUAAACCUAUGCUACUGGCUAAACAUUGCUGAGAUAGCAGCUCUGUCUGGUGUAACAUAUAUUUCUAACAGAGAAAAUUAUUCGGUGCACGAAAAAAUUUUCAUAGUGUUCAUGAUUAGCUCGCUCACAUACAUGUUGACUGCUGUAAGAUUGGGUCGUCUAAUAACUCCAAAUGCACAAAGUCUUCAGUACAAACAAGUGCUUUUUAUGACGAGUCUCGUCAGUACAAUCUUUCUUAUUAUUUUCUUUUUAAAACAUCGACUGCUGUGUCAUGAUUUGGCAUUUAGUUGGUUUUCGCUAUGUGAGUAUGUGAUAGCUUUUGCAAAUAUGGGCUUUCACAUCACUGUGGUUUCGGACUUUCCAGAAGAACAACUGAUCGUAGGUCACGGUUUACCUGCUGUGAAAAUAGAUUAA
Cyphomyrmex costatus is the source of this 786-nucleotide messenger RNA. RefSeq names its product post-GPI attachment to proteins factor 2-like. Bases 1 to 786 code for a protein of 261 amino acids. Lineage: Eukaryota; Metazoa; Arthropoda; Insecta; Hymenoptera; Formicidae. Gene Ontology annotation, cellular component: endoplasmic reticulum membrane; Golgi membrane. The transcript is spliced from 4 exons. The record is from RefSeq and is a predicted model, not a curated record. Gene Ontology annotation, biological process: GPI anchor biosynthetic process.